UGCCGAGCUCAAUCUAAACGGGAAAUUGUCGAAUUGUGGUUUCUAGUCCCUCCCGACUUUCCGUUCUUCCAGGCCCGGCUGACUGAGAUACCCGAGGCCGCCAUAUUGAAUAAGAAACCCGGCCUCUGAAGGAGACGGCGGGUUGUAGACAAUUCUGCAGGGCAGCCUCGGCGGCGCCAGGGAGAAGCAAUAUGUUAAGGAUACCUGUAAGAAGGGCCUUAGUGAGCCUUUCUAAGUCUCCUAAAGGAUGUGUUCGAACAACUGCCACAGCAGCAAGCAACUUGAUUGAAGUAUUUGUUGAUGGUCAGUCUGUCAUGGUGGAACCAGGAACUACCGUCCUCCAAGCUUGUGAGAAGGUUGGCAUGCAGAUCCCUCGAUUCUGUUAUCAUGAAAGGUUGUCUGUUGCUGGAAACUGCAGGAUGUGCCUUGUUGAAAUUGAGAAAGCUCCUAAGGUUGUAGCUGCUUGUGCCAUGCCAGUAAUGAAAGGUUGGAAUAUCCUGACAAACUCAGAGAAAACUAAGAAAGCCAGGGAAGGUGUGAUGGAGUUCCUACUAGCAAAUCACCCACUGGAUUGUCCUAUUUGUGACCAGGGAGGUGAAUGUGAUCUGCAGGACCAGUCCAUGAUGUUUGGAAGUGAUAGGAGCCGGUUUUUAGAGGGGAAACGUGCUGUGGAGGACAAGAACAUUGGGCCAUUGAUAAAAACCAUUAUGACUAGAUGUAUACAGUGUACUCGGUGCAUCAGAUUUGCAAGUGAGAUUGCAGGAGUAGAUGAUCUGGGAACAACAGGCAGAGGAAAUGAUAUGCAAGUUGGCACAUACAUUGAAAAGAUGUUCAUGUCUGAACUUUCUGGGAAUAUCAUUGACAUCUGCCCUGUAGGUGCCCUGACCUCUAAGCCCUAUGCCUUUACUGCUCGGCCUUGGGAAACAAGAAAGACAGAAUCCAUUGAUGUAAUGGAUGCAGUUGGAAGUAAUAUUGUGGUCAGCACAAGAACUGGAGAGGUAAUGAGGAUUUUGCCAAGGAUGCAUGAGGACAUCAAUGAAGAGUGGAUCUCUGAUAAAACCAGAUUUGCCUAUGAUGGGCUAAAACGUCAAAGACUUACCGAGCCGAUGGUCAGAAAUGAAAAGGGGCUUUUAACAUACACCACCUGGGAGGACGCACUCUCUCGUGUAGCUGGAAUGUUGCAGAGUUUUCAAGGCAACGAUGUGGCAGCAAUUGCAGGUGGCUUGGUGGAUGCUGAAGCCCUAGUAUCUCUCAAAGAUUUACUUAAUAGAGUGGACUCUGACACCCUAUGCACUGAAGAGGUGUUCCCUACCACAGGAGCUGGCACAGAUCUACGUUCCAAUUAUCUUCUUAAUACUACAAUUGCCGGUGUGGAAGAGACAGAUGUUGUCCUCCUGGUUGGUACAAAUCCACGUUUUGAGGCACCACUAUUUAAUGCUAGAAUUCGAAAGAGUUGGCUCCACAAUGACUUAAAAGUGGCCCUUAUAGGCAGCCCUGUUGAUCUCACUUACAGCUACGACCAUCUGGGAGAUUCUCCCAAAAUUCUUCAAGACAUUGCUUCGGGCAGCCAUCCUUUCAGCCAGGUCCUAAAGGAAGCUAAAAAACCAAUGGUGGUUUUAGGCAGUUCUGCACUCCAAAGAAAUGAUGGGGCAGCAAUUCUUGCAGCUGUUUCCAACAUUGCUCAAAAGAUUCGGAUGAGUAGUGGUGUUACUGGUGAUUGGAAAGUUAUGAAUAUCCUUCAUAGGAUUGCAAGCCAAGUAGCUGCUUUGGACCUUGGCUAUAAACCUGGGGUGGAAGCAAUUCGGAAGAACCCUCCCAAAGUGCUGUUUCUUCUGGGAGCAGAUGGAGGUUGUAUUACUCGACAGGAUUUGCCAAAGGAUUGUUUCAUUAUUUAUCAAGGACAUCAUGGUGAUGUUGGAGCUCCUAUAGCGGAUGUUAUUCUCCCCGGCGCUGCUUACACAGAGAAGUCUGCUACUUAUGUCAAUACUGAGGGCCGAGCUCAGCAGACUAAAGUAGCAGUGACACCUCCUGGCUUGGCAAGAGAAGACUGGAAAAUUAUAAGAGCACUUUCUGAGAUUGCAGGUAUGACUCUUCCAUAUGAUACUCUGGAUCAAGUAAGGAACAGAUUGGAAGAAGUCUCUCCUAAUCUUGUUCGAUAUGAUGAUGUCGAAGGAGCUAAUUAUUUCCAGCAAGCAAAUGAGCUUUCCAAGCUCGUGAACCAACACCUUCUUGCUGAUCCACUUGUUCCACCUCAGCUAACAAUAAAAGACUUCUACAUGACAGAUUCAAUUAGCAGAGCCUCACAGACAAUGGCUAAAUGUGUCAAAGCUGUCACAGAGGGUGCCCAUGCAGUAGAGGAACCAUCCAUAUGCUGAAACAUCUACUAGCACCCAGUUAGUUAAAGGACAGUUACGUUGGCAUGAUCUCUUAGAGGUGUAUCUCUCUAAAAAAUAAUCUAAAUGAUGUAAUAUUUAAGGUUCUACCAUGAUUUAUUUGAAAACAAUAUUGCAAUUGUCAAAGAACUUUGAGGUUUCCAAACAUUUAUGUAUUGCGUGUAAAUGUUAAAUAGUUUAAUAAACAUGUAUAGAUGCCCUUUCAUGUAAAAGCACUGAUAAUCCUUGUGACAUAAAAAAGAAAAUCCUUAAAAUAUGAA
Orcinus orca (killer whale) is the source of this 2653-nucleotide messenger RNA. RefSeq names its product NADH:ubiquinone oxidoreductase core subunit S1 (gene NDUFS1). The transcript has 19 exons. Bases 192 to 2375 code for a protein of 727 amino acids. The record is from RefSeq and is a predicted model, not a curated record. Gene Ontology annotation, cellular component: membrane. Gene Ontology annotation, molecular function: NADH dehydrogenase (ubiquinone) activity; iron-sulfur cluster binding. Gene Ontology annotation, biological process: ATP synthesis coupled electron transport. NCBI's taxonomy places the organism in Eukaryota, Metazoa, Chordata, Mammalia, Artiodactyla, Delphinidae.